Messenger RNA from Python bivittatus (Burmese python), 2685 nucleotides. It is a transcript of the gene EDN2, whose product is annotated as endothelin 2. Gene Ontology annotation, cellular component: extracellular region. Gene Ontology annotation, biological process: regulation of vasoconstriction; vein smooth muscle contraction; regulation of systemic arterial blood pressure by endothelin. Lineage: Eukaryota; Metazoa; Chordata; Lepidosauria; Squamata; Pythonidae. The record is from RefSeq and is a predicted model, not a curated record. Gene Ontology annotation, molecular function: endothelin B receptor binding; hormone activity.
CCUGCCGCGAAGACCUGGGACCUGAGAAGCGUCUCUUGGCGGCGGUGGGGAGGGAGAGGGGAGCGACGUUUUCCGCCUCUUAAGGGAUUAAGCUAGCCACAAUGGUAAACAGUCCGUCCUGUUUCUUUUCCUUUGCAGUCGCCCUUUGCGUCCUGCUGCAAGAAGGCCAGGCCACCACAGAAUCCCACCUGCCGGCAGCCAACGGUCGACACCAGAGGACCAAAAGAUGCUCUUGUAUCAACUGGAUGGACAAGGAGUGCAUUUAUUUCUGCCAUCUUGAUAUCAUCUGGAUCAACACACCAAGCCACUCUGCGCCCUAUGGGCUGGGAAGUCCUCGUGUACGGCAGAAGAGGUCCCUCCGCAGAUGUGAGUGCUUGCAUUUCAAGGAUAGCAUCUGUGCAACUUUCUGCCAUGGCAAGCCUCGAGAUCCCCCCAAAAUUCAGCUGCCCAUGGGCACAGGAGUGCUGGCAAAGCUCCUGCAGAGCAAAAAUCUCAAGCUGGAUGAGCGAAACUUUUGAAAGUUCUCAGGAUCUUAUGCUUUCAGGGACUGAGUUUACCAGAAAGCAGCAGCUCUCUCCAAGAUAGCAAGGCCUUCCAUGGGAACAGGGCUUCCUGAAGAUAAAGUGAUCAGCAGGGAACUUAAGGAUGCUCUUUGUCUUAGUAAAUGGAGUCCUCCAUUCCCAAAGGUGCUCCUCUAUCGAGGAGUCAAAGAAGAGAAGGCAUAACACUGAUGGAGAAGGAGAAGUCCACAAAACAGCUGGGACUGGAAUGAACAAGGAGCACCAUUGUCAGUGGAACAGUUCCCCUAUUAUUCCAAAGAUGAUACAGAAGAGGAGAAAAAAACCCUCCUCUUUUCUCCUGCACCUUGAUGUUGCUUCUGCUCCUGUGCCUCUUUGUUGGGGGUGAAAGAUGUGUUUCAAGGAUGCCCAUAGGGUUCCCAGCAAAUGUCCAGGUGGAUGGCUGGCACUUUAUGGACUAGGCAGUACUUUGGGGAAAAGCAAUAUGUACAACCCUGAAUGUGAUAAUGCAAAGUCCUUCCCACCCCCUGAACCUUGUUUAUGCUGUUUAGCAUUUAAUUUUAGAGGUAGUUUGCCUGUGGGGUCAGACGGCUUCCCCCAAUUCUGUCCUGCCCAAACUCCUCUUUGCUUUUCUAUCAAUAGAUACAUCUGGGAAUGAGUCUGAUGCAACCUUUUGGGUACCCUCUCCCACAAGCAAAAAAACCAAAGGAAACAAAAGGAAAGCUAAGUUGAGUAGCUCUUAUUUAAAACGUCAUAAGAGAUCAAGAAUGGUUCAACCUAGCUAAUUGCCACAACUCCACUUAAGAAAUUAGGGAUCAUGGCCAUGAUUUUGUGCUAUAACAAAAGGCCGUUGAAUAUUGUUCAUUUACUCUACAGAGACCUCAGCUGUUCCACAGAUUUUGAAUGCUUGCUGGAUACCCAGUGGAGUGUUAGAGUUGUGGAUGGUGAAUUCCAGAUUUCACACAUCCCUAGCUAUGGUUUCUGUUCAGUUACAGGCCCAAGGGUUCCUGAUUUGUGAGUUGUGUUUAAAUAGGUAGCAUAUGUAUAUCCAUAAUUAGAGCUGAAUCACUUGACCAAACUGGCACAAGGAGAAACUUGGACUGAGCGACUCCAUCCAGAUGGGUCACUGAUUAUACAGUUGCUUUGCUGUUGAACCACACCUUUGAUAUCACCCUGUCUUCACAGGUUUUAAAAUUUAUAAUUUGAAGGAGGACAAAUUAUAAGAUGGGCCAUAUGUUUUCUUGUUCAUGCUCCCGAAUCAGUCUUAAGUCAGAAAGCUAGCAUUAUCUGAGCUAGGGAUGUUAAUUUCUUUUUCUGCAGAGAAAAAGAAUAAAUGCAUAGCUCUUUGCUCGGUGUGUGUAACAACUUUGUUAUAAAAUACCUAAUAUAUACCCUACAUACACAUACUCAAAUCUAUCUCUUAGAUAUUUUGAAUAUAUAAAAACAGACUUAAGGUGACUGAUGGAGAGGAUAAAAAUGAACAUUAAGCAGAGCUUUGGGACAAAUAAGUCUGGCCACUCAUUACUUUUUUAUAGUCAUACAGGAAGUAAGCAAUUCAUCUAGUUUUCUUUGAAGAGAAUUCCUUCCUUACCUAAAGCACAGGACACUUUAGCUCUUUUCCUUAUGAUGUGUAGCUUCUGUUACAAACCAUCAUGGGCAAGAAGGCCCCCACUGUUGUCCAAAGAAACGCAUGGUGGGAUAUGCAACCUGGCUGAGAUGCUCUUAUCUUAGCUUGUCUCCAUGAUGAAUGUGGUUUAAAGUUCUCUCUCUGUAUAGCUCUUUCUUAUCCUUUAAAAACAGGGCUUCCAAUGUUUGUCUUGUAUAUGACCCUUUAGAUCACAAUGUAUAUUCUUCUAAAAUCCAAGAGGAUUUGUUUUGCGUUUGCACUUGAGUAGAUUUUGUUCAGUCUCAAAGAAUCUGCUCCACUGCACGAAAAUGAACGAAAGGGCCUUGCCAUGUACAUUCCUAGACUGAAGCAACCAAAGGGGCUAUGGGAAAGUGAACUUAUCUGCCAUGUUCCUCUGCCCAUAACUCCGUGCACCUUCAUUAUGUAGCAAUCCCAAUACUUGUACAUGUAGCCAUGUAGAUAUUUGUAGAUAUAUUUAUUUUUUUCAAACUUUUUUUUUUACUGUAAAAUGCAAGCUUUGAUUUGUAAAAAAAAUAAAAG